Prosopis cineraria is the source of this 2140-nucleotide messenger RNA. RefSeq names its product casein kinase 1-like protein 2. Gene Ontology annotation, biological process: signal transduction; endocytosis; peptidyl-serine phosphorylation. Bases 302 to 1720 code for a protein of 472 amino acids. Gene Ontology annotation, molecular function: protein serine/threonine kinase activity; ATP binding. Lineage: Eukaryota; Viridiplantae; Streptophyta; Magnoliopsida; Fabales; Fabaceae. The transcript is spliced from 15 exons. Gene Ontology annotation, cellular component: cytoplasm; nucleus. The record is from RefSeq and is a predicted model, not a curated record.
GAGAAACAGGAAAGCAACAGCGGAGGAGAAACAUACAGCGUCAGCUCAGCUCCGAGAAAAUCCGUAUCGAUUGGAUCAAAGCGCCAUGACGCUCCCUCUGGGGUUUUCUUCACCCUCUCUCCGUCCUCCGCCCUACGCUAAACUUUUAUGAGCACAAUUCCUCUCUUCCAAUUCUCUGUUCCACCGUUUCCCCCUUUUCGUCUCUCUUCCAUCACCUUGGAUUUCUCUGCUGCAAUGUCCACUUGAAGUCGUCCCUCAAGUACCGUGGGUUUAGGCGUGAUCGGUGAUCAAAUUUUGCUGGAUGGAACCUCGAGUUGGAAACAAGUUUCGUCUUGGCCGGAAGAUUGGUAGCGGAUCGUUUGGAGAGAUCUACCUCGGUACUAAUAUUCAGACAAAUGAAGAGGUUGCAAUUAAGCUUGAAAAUGUCAAGACCAAGCACCCGCAACUGUUGUAUGAAUCGAAGUUGUAUAAGAUACUACAAGGAGGAACUGGAAUCCCAAACUUGAAAUGGUUUGGUGUUGAAGGAGACUACAAUGUGCUUGUAAUGGAUUUAUUGGGGCCUAGUCUUGAAGAUUUAUUCAAUUUUUGUAGUCGGAAGUUGUCCCUCAAAACUGUUCUCAUGCUUGCUGAUCAGAUGAUAAAUCGAGUUGAAUUUGUCCAUUCCAAAUCAUUUUUACAUCGUGACAUCAAGCCAGACAACUUCCUCAUGGGCUUAGGGAGGCGUGCAAAUCAAGUGUACAUCAUUGACUUUGGUCUUGCUAAGAAAUAUAGAGACACUUCUACUCAUCAGCAUAUUCCUUACAGAGAGAAUAAGAAUUUAACAGGAACUGCAAGAUAUGCUAGCAUGAACACUCAUCUUGGAAUUGAGCAAAGUCGUAGGGAUGAUUUAGAGUCUCUUGGAUACGUUCUUAUGUAUUUUUUGAGAGGAAGUCUUCCUUGGCAGGGACUGAAAGCUGGUACUAAGAAGCAAAAGUAUGAAAAGAUCAGUGAGAAGAAAGUUUCUACUUCUAUUGAGGCACUCUGCCGUGGUUAUCCUUCAGAAUUUGCAUCUUACUUCCAUUAUUGUCGGUCACUUCGGUUUGAUGAUAAACCUGAUUAUGCUUAUCUAAAGAGGCUUUUCCGUGACCUUUUUAUUCGUGAAGGAUUUCAGUUUGAUUAUGUCUUUGACUGGACCAUUUUGAAAUAUCAGCAAUCUCAAGUUCCCACUCCUCCUGCACGUGGUAUUGUUCCUGGUGUUGGACCAAGUUCUGGCAUGCCACCAACGGUUGCAAAUGCUGAUAGACAUUUAGGCGGGGAAGAUAGUAGGCACACUGGUUGGACUUCAUCGGAUCCUACUCGGAGGAGAAACUCUGGCCCUAUUGCAAAUGAUGGCAUUUUACCAAGGCAAAAAGCCCCAGUUACAAGUGACUUGACUGGUUCUAAAGAUGCUAUGUUGUCAAGCUCCAUUCUCUUCAGGGCAAGUGGGUCACAAAGGCGAGGUGCUGCUUCUGGCAGUCGUGAUGCAGUUGUUGGCAGUGAGACUGAACCCUCUCGCCCUCUUGCAGUGGAUGCGAGUCCUGGAAUGCUUCGUAAAGUCUCUGGUGCUCAAAGAAGUUCUAUUAUUUCAUCAGAACAAAACCGGACUUCAUCUGGAAGAAACUUGUCAAAUGUAAAGAAUUUCGACUCAACUCUCAGAGGUAUUGAGGGCCUGCAUUUUAAUGAUGAGAGGGUGCAGUAUUAGCAGCUGCCUCUCUUGGUACCUUGUCUUUCUUGUAAAUUCUGAAAAAGUUUCAUGCUCUUUCACAUGCUUUACUCAACGGAGUGUUGGCUGUUCAUUGUUCGAAGAAAGCUGCGACAAGUUGGGAAGUCACUUUAAGAAGUAUACAAUAAAGACAUGCUUAGGUGGAUUCCUGACUAUCUCUAGCCUGUUAUCAAGGCUUUUUGUUAAUACUGUUAAUGUACUGAUAUUGGCUUUACAUCAUCUUUACUGUAUUUGGUCUUGAAUUUCUAAUCAUAUCUGGCAAAUAUCUGGAUUUAAACUAUUCUACUGUGAGACUUUUAAGUAGGAGAAUGCAAGGUUUUGUGAUCGCUGAUCAAGAUGUGAACAUAAUUAUGGGUUGGUUUCUUGUAUGACAACGAAGUUGGAGAUUUUGACCGUCAA